CGUUCUUUAGUUUUUCGUUAUUGCGGCAUAGAGCUGGCUUUUGGCCGUUGGUGAGCCAGCAGUAAACUCUUUUUUGUUAAACCGAGCGCCUUUUCAAUGUCAACGACACGCCGUCAGUUCGCAUUUAGUAGCCGUGUGUAGCGCAUCGUCGACCCCUGGGACCGGACCGUCAGCAUUUACAUCAUCGUCAUCAAUAACAAUAACGACACCGUCAUGGCCAGUGGUGCUUUUAAUCGUGUGCUUUCCAUCCAGAGCCACGUCGUGCAUGGGCAUGUGGGUAACAAGAGUGCCGUAUUUCCGCUGCAGGUGCUUGGGUUCGAAGUUGAUCAAAUCAAUUCGGUACAGUUUUCCAACCACACCGGCUAUAAGAACGGGUUCAAGGGGCAGGUGCUAAACGAGAAGGAGCUGGCGGACGUGUAUGCCGGGCUUGUUGACAAUGAUUUGCACAAACUCUACACCCAUCUGCUCACUGGAUACGUGGGCAAUCCGGCAUUUCUGCGCGAGAUCGCAUCCAUCCUGCGGUCGCUUCGCGGUGUGAACGAGAAAUUGAUUUACGUAUGCGACCCGGUAAUGGGAGACGAUGGCAUAAUGUACGUGCCGAAGGAAUUGCUGCCGAUCUAUCGCGAUGAAAUUGUCCCGCUUGCGGACAUCAUUACACCGAACCAGUUCGAGGUGGAGCUGCUCACCGGAAAGCAAAUCAAGACCGAGACGGACAUCUGGGACGCGGUGCAAUGGUUCCACGAGAAGGGUGUCCGAACCGUGGCCAUCUCAUCGUCGGAGCUGGGCUCGAAGGACACACUGCUGGCGUACGUGAGCAAUCGCACCGCCGCCGGUACGGAAAAGUACCGACUGACCAUUCCAAAGCAGGGCAACAAUCUGAUCCGCUUCACCGGCACCGGAGAUCUGUUUGCGUCGCUCUUUUUAGCGCACUCGGCCCUGACCAACUAUGACGUGGGCGCUACACUGGAGCGGGCCAUCGCAACGCUGCAGGCGGUGAUCGCGAAAACGCUCAGCUUCAUCCCGGAACCGGUGCUGCAGGGCAAGGUGCCGGUAACGUCUCAGCAGCGCGAGCUGAAGCUUAUCCAGAGUAAGGCCGACAUCGAACAGCCGAAAAUUACGCUCAAGUGUGAAAAGUUGUAAGCAACACUUAGGACACCUAGGCUCUGGACGAUGGUAACGAACGAAGGACGUAUUUUAUCCACUAUGUGACGAUUGUGACAAUAUUUUGUGUAUGUUGUGUUUGUGAAAAUUGUACGCUUUCAAUGGUAAACGGCACUGGGAGUGUUUAAAUAUAGUAACUGUGAAACGAUA
This is a messenger RNA of Anopheles coluzzii, 1311 nucleotides long. Its product is annotated as pyridoxal kinase. Bases 214 to 1140 code for a protein of 308 amino acids. Gene Ontology annotation, biological process: pyridoxal 5'-phosphate salvage. Gene Ontology annotation, molecular function: pyridoxal kinase activity. Lineage: Eukaryota; Metazoa; Arthropoda; Insecta; Diptera; Culicidae. The record is from RefSeq and is a predicted model, not a curated record. Gene Ontology annotation, cellular component: cytosol. The transcript is spliced from 4 exons.